Messenger RNA from Cervus elaphus (red deer), 9887 nucleotides. It is a transcript of the gene SMAD2, whose product is annotated as SMAD family member 2. The transcript has 11 exons. Gene Ontology annotation, cellular component: heteromeric SMAD protein complex. The record is from RefSeq and is a predicted model, not a curated record. Lineage: Eukaryota; Metazoa; Chordata; Mammalia; Artiodactyla; Cervidae. The coding region runs from base 267 to 1670 and encodes 467 amino acids. Gene Ontology annotation, biological process: anatomical structure morphogenesis; cell differentiation; SMAD protein signal transduction. Gene Ontology annotation, molecular function: DNA-binding transcription factor activity, RNA polymerase II-specific; RNA polymerase II cis-regulatory region sequence-specific DNA binding; I-SMAD binding.
CCCCCUCUCCCGUCCCCUCCCCGCGCGCCGGGGCCGCCGGCCGGGCUCCGGCUGGGGGGGCGGGGCGGCCGCCAGAGUGUUUUCAGUUCCGCCUCCAGUCGGCCCAUUCCCCUCUCUCCUCCCGGUCCCUCCAUCCCCUUCGGAAGAGGAAGGAACAAAGGUCCCGGACCCCCCCGGAUUCUUGACGGGGCGGGACCCGGAGCCCCGGUCCAGGUUAGAUUAAAGAGGAUAUUUUCUUAGAGUGGACCACCACUUUCGGUAAGACCAUGUCGUCCAUCUUGCCAUUCACUCCACCAGUUGUGAAGAGACUGUUGGGAUGGAAGAAGUCAGCUGGUGGAUCUGGAGGAGCGGGUGGAGGAGAGCAGAAUGGACAGGAAGAAAAGUGGUGUGAGAAAGCAGUUAAAAGUUUGGUGAAGAAGCUGAAGAAAACAGGACGAUUAGAUGAGCUUGAGAAAGCCAUCACCACUCAGAAUUGUAAUACUAAAUGUGUUACCAUACCAAGCACUUGCUCUGAAAUUUGGGGACUGAGUACACCAAAUACGAUAGAUCAGUGGGAUACAACAGGCCUUUACAGCUUCUCUGAACAAACCAGGUCUCUAGAUGGUCGUCUUCAGGUGUCCCAUCGAAAAGGACUGCCUCAUGUAAUAUAUUGCCGAUUAUGGCGCUGGCCUGAUCUUCACAGUCAUCAUGAACUCAAAGCAAUUGAAAACUGCGAAUAUGCUUUUAAUCUUAAAAAGGAUGAAGUAUGUGUAAACCCUUACCACUACCAGAGAGUUGAGACACCAGUUUUGCCCCCGGUGUUGGUGCCCCGGCAUACAGAGAUCUUAACAGAGCUGCCCCCUCUGGACGACUACACCCACUCCAUUCCAGAAAACACUAACUUCCCAGCAGGAAUCGAGCCGCAGAGUAAUUAUAUCCCAGAAACGCCACCUCCUGGAUAUAUCAGUGAAGAUGGAGAAACAAGUGAUCAACAGUUGAACCAAAGUAUGGAUACAGGAUCUCCAGCAGAAUUAUCUCCUACUACUCUUUCCCCUGUUAAUCAUAGUUUGGACUUGCAGCCAGUUACUUACUCAGAGCCUGCAUUUUGGUGUUCAAUAGCAUAUUAUGAAUUAAACCAGAGGGUUGGAGAGACCUUCCAUGCCUCACAGCCCUCACUCACCGUAGACGGCUUCACAGAUCCAUCAAAUUCUGAGAGGUUCUGCCUAGGUUUACUCUCCAAUGUAAACAGAAAUGCUACGGUAGAAAUGACAAGAAGACAUAUAGGAAGAGGAGUGCGCUUAUAUUACAUAGGUGGGGAAGUUUUUGCUGAGUGCCUAAGUGAUAGUGCAAUCUUUGUGCAGAGCCCCAACUGUAACCAGAGAUACGGCUGGCACCCUGCAACCGUGUGUAAAAUUCCACCAGGCUGUAAUCUGAAGAUCUUCAACAACCAGGAAUUUGCUGCUCUGCUGGCUCAGUCCGUUAAUCAGGGUUUUGAAGCCGUGUAUCAGCUAACUAGAAUGUGCACCAUAAGAAUGAGUUUUGUGAAAGGGUGGGGAGCAGAAUACCGAAGGCAGACGGUAACAAGCACUCCUUGCUGGAUUGAACUUCAUCUGAAUGGACCUCUGCAGUGGUUGGACAAAGUAUUAACUCAGAUGGGAUCCCCUUCAGUACGUUGCUCAAGCAUGUCAUAAAGCUUCAUCAACCAAUCAAGUCCCAUCAAAAGACUUAAUAUACCAACUCUUCUGUCAUAGUAUUUGUGUGUGGUCCCCGUGGACUGUUUACUAUCCAAAAAUUCAAGAGAAAACAGCACUUGAGGUCUCAUCAAUUAAAGCACCUUGUGGAAUUGGUUUCCUAUGUUCGAAUAUUAGAUGGGAAAAUUAAUGUCUAGAAAUACUCUCCCGUAAAGGAGGAAGAGAAGAUUUUAAAGACUUACUGAUGUCUUGUUGGGCAUAACACUGAGUGUCCCAAAGGUUUAUUAAUAGCAGUAGUAGUUACGUGUGCAGGUAAUGUAUCAUGACCCAGUAUCACAGUAUGUGCUGUUUAUAUGCAUUUUUAGUUUGCAUAAAUUAGGUGUGUGUGUGCUGCUUCUUGAUUUAGGCAAGCCUUUAUAAAGUUACAGUACCUAAUCUGUUAUUCCCACUUCUUUGUUAUUUUUGUGUGUCUUUUUUAAUAUAUAAUAUAUAUCAAGAUUUUCAAAUUAUCAUUUAGAAGCAGAUUUCCCUUGUAGAAAAACUAAUUUUUCUGCCUUUUACCAAAAAUAAACUCUUGGGGGAAGAAAAGUGGAUUAACUUUUGAAAUCCUUGACCUUAAUGUGUUCAGUGGGUCUUAAAUAUUCAUUCUUUCUGUGUUUGUUUACUUACUGCUAAAUCUUAUUAUAAGGAAACUUUAUGGAAAUCUUUCUAAACCUCUCCUCCGUUUCUACUUUUCCACCAAAACAGUGUAGCAUGGCAUCCAUCACCAUCAGUGAUUGCACUGAUACCGCCAGCACCAGUUAAUUCUGGGUACAAUGAGAAUUCAUGUGGAGUAAGUCCCUUUGUCUUACACCAAAUUUCAGUUUCAACAGGUAAUAAUAGACUUAUGUAACCUGGCAGUCUUUUGAUUUAUCUUUACACCUCAUAAAAAAUGCACAGGUGGCAGUAUAAUUAUUUUCAGGGAUAUGCUGCAAUUAUUUCGAUAUAUUUAUCCUUUCUGAAAAUUCAAUCUAUAAAUAUAAACACUCUUUUUUAAAAGAUACUUUCAAAUAUUUCAGUAGCAAACCUAGUGCUCUUUUGAGUUGAAUUUCAUUGGAUUUAAUUACCAGAUUGUCUUAUGAAAUGGACCUUUUGUAAAUGUAAUUGCUUCGGCAGAAUACCUAGAAAAGUAAUGCUGAGGUCUGAUCAGCAGAUAGGGGCCAUCUGUUUUUAAGGUAUGUUGUAUUAAAUUUAUAAAAUCUUAUGUUAUUUUACAUAAUUAUGAAUUCUGAAUUGUAAAAUUUGGGGGAGAAGCCAUUUAGCAAGUUUUUUAUCUUAUGAAUACCUGUGGUCUGAGCUGUUCUUAACUAAUCCUGAAUAUGUGGUGACUAUUAGAAGCCACCAUACUUCAUGCUCUGCAGGGACAGGCAUGACCAGAGGUGUCAAAAGCUCUGUUGAAAGUCAUUCUACAGCAGAUAAUCCUUAUUUUAUUUAGUUUAUUGUUAACUCAUUCCAGUUUAAACUUUUCUUGUUUGCAUCUCAAUAGGAACAGCCAGUAACCACUCCUGGUCCCCUUCUAGUAAGUUUUCAUAUUUUUAAAGACAGAUUAUCUUUGGUUGGUACUUGUGUUUUAAAACCAUAUUCACCUGUAUGUACAGGUGUUAUUUUCAAUACUUUCAGCAUUUGAUUGUUUUCUGUCAGAUAUUGCCCAUUUUCCUAUGUUUGUGUAUGCAUGUAUAUGUUCAUGUAAACUUGGUAGAGUGAUUUUUCGUUCUACAGAUAUUUAUUGUUCACCUGUUACGUGUGCCAGGAACUUUCUUAGCCUUUGGGUAAAGGUGAACAAGACAGCUAUGGCCCUUGCCUUUGCGGAGAUAGCAGUUACUCUAACACUUGACUAGUGUAUUGUCUAUGAAGGAGAUAAACAGGGUACUGUGAUAGAGCAAGGCAGAGGGAAAGCUUCUGUCAAGAAGUGAUGCGUGAGGAAGGAGCCAGCCAUGUGGAGAGCCAGGGAAAAAUAGGCUUUCUCGGCAAAGAAAAUGGCAUCAAAUGCAAAGGCAUACUUUAAAGGAAACUCAUCAUUUAUUAGGUGUUUAUGCUUUAUACAAAAACCUCUUCACAGAUCCAAACUUGAGGAUCAGAUGGUUCUACAAUUUAUAAUAGUUGAAGGUGGCCUUAUUUUGUAAUGGACUGCUUCAUGUGUCAUUCUUGUUAGUAUUUCCUCUUCCUCAAGUCCUUACUAUAAAGAGUUUGCACCAGGUCACUGCCAUUUAAUGGAACAACCCUUUCUUUAAUUCUGCCUUGGGCAAAUUUCACCAUUGUAGCAACUGGCUGCUUGCUUCCAGACGUCCUGCUGCCCACUGAUUACUGCUUGUCCAGCCUGUCUUGUGGAUGGUAUAAAUGUCCCAGGUAUCACCACCGUCAGACCUGUUGAAAGUGUGGAGGUUCUGCCCUUUGCACUUGAGAAGUUGUGUGAUGUUAGGGAAUACUGUUCUUUGUCUGGGGUCAAAGAACAACUCAAAAUGGAAGAAACUCCUGGCUGUUACUCUUGCAUUGAUAUGUUAAGCAAAGCAGUACCAUCUGUAGCAUUUCAGUAAUGGAUCACAUCUCUACAGUUACGGUGGGAUUCUUCUGUACAGUAUGAAGCUGGGACUCAGCUCUUUGGAAGCACCGAUUGUUUUCAGUAGUUAGACCAGUCACGCAGUUGACUUGGUGGUGGUGGUGGUGGUUACAUUUGUAUGAAUAUGUUCAAUGGUCUUAAUUUGUUUUUUAAUGAGAUGUUGGGUUUGCAUUUUGUUUUGUCCACUGUGGCCUAAUUUUUGCUGAUAAUUUUUUUCCUUUAUAGGGUUUGUUUUCGUUCUUCUAAGUGAUAAGAUCUCCGCUCUGUAUAAUUUUAUCUUUAUUUAAAUUAGCAACCUCAUUAAGAAUUUCUUCUACACAGGGCUGGUAAUGUCCUCAGUUUAACAGCAUGAGAACUGAAGGAUCAUGCUUUCUAUCACAUUUCCAAAAUAAAUGGUGGUUCUCACACUGGAUUACAUAUACCUUAGGGCUGAUUUAGGGAAUUGGAGGCUGGGAUAUUUCCACUGACUUUGGCCUGGCUGGCCAGUGGCAGCUUCAUUUUUAUUCUGUAUUGGAGUUCUACAUAGAUUUCUUUUUUUUUAAGUUUCACUGCUUAAAAAAAGUUUGCUUUCCUGACUGGGUUUGAACUACACCAUACUAACUAAUUGUAAUUGUACAUUAUGAUAUACAUUUAUUCAGUGAACACUUACUGAUGCCUGUUCUUCACCCAGCCUGUGUGAUGGAUGUUGAGCGGUAAGAUGACUGGGAUUUGGUACUGAGUCUUAGUCUUGUGGGGGUUACUUUCUCCCUCAGGACCUGUCACUUUGUCAGAAGAAAACCUGCCUAAUUUUUCUUGAAAGCUAAAUAUUCUUGUUCUGUACUCUUACUCUGUAUUCUGAAUAUAUACUUGCAAGUUGUUAAUAUCUAAAGGUUUUUUAAAACCUUAAAUCAUAUUUAAGGUUUUUACUUAUUACUUCAUCUGUUCUUUAGACAUUGCCAGAUUUUCUCCUUUGUUAAAAUUAUUUUAAUUUCACUUUAUUUGUGCCUUUAUUGUCAGUUUCAUCAAGACUAAGAUUUUGAAGGUGAAAAACAAUCAGUCUAGUCUCUUGCUAGUUCAAAUCAAAUAAAAGAGAAUAUGUACCCAGUUGGUUUCUCUACCUCUUCCAAAAACUGUCCAAAUAUAUCUUUAACAUCCUUUUUAAAAAAAAUAAUUAAAUACUUUGAGCAUUUAUUCAGUAAUCAGCACCUCCCAGGUCUGGUUGAUGGUGGUAUGUAAUAUAACGCAAGACAAUCCUCACUGUUCUUAACAUCUGUCUUUAUGUACAGUCCUGACUUUCAUAGCUGGAUGGUUCUGAAUCACAGAUUGCUGCCCCUCCACCAUUCCCCCAGUAUCUCUUUAGAUAAUUAGUCUGUGGACGUAAGCAACCCAUGAUCUUGUCUCUUACUCUGGUGCAGCGCAUUGAGGUUUAGACAUAACAAAUUACUGCCUAUUUUCUUUCCUUCAUGAACUCUGUUUUACUGAGCCCUUUUUAUUCAUCAGCUGAAUUUCUUUCUUUCUUCCUUCUCUUGACAGCACGUAUCCCUAGUGGUUUUGCUGAUUGCCCCCUUCCUUUCCAACCAUGUUUUAUCUGCAUACAUCAGAGUGUUUCUCUCCUUUGAACUUUACUAAAGACCAAAAAGGAUGGUGCUGUUCAUACCCAGGGUCCUAACUUUUUUCACCACAAAGGUUGAUGUUCAGAUUAGCUAAGUCACUUAUAAAUGGUUCAGAAAUUCUAUCCAGUUUAAACAUGUAUGUGUGUGUGAGAUGAUCAAAUAGCAUGAAUCAUCACAUUCUGUUUAAAUUGUGUUUAGGAUUAUGAACUUUUCCAGCAGUUGCAGCCAAUAAUUUCCCCAUAAUAGCAGCCCAGUUUCCACCUUGGAGCAUAUUGAGUUGUUGUAUGUAGUACAAUCAAGUGUAAUGAUGAUAGUGUGUGGUGUCCAGAGGUUGUCAGAAUUCUGUUGAGUUCUUUUUACUAUCUUCCAUUUCAAAGUUUUUAUAAAUAUUUUGUCUGUUCAGACUACCUUUUGUGGGGAUCGAGGGACAAAUUUUCUCUGGGGAGUGGAAUUCCUGUGUUGGGAGCCUCGACCAGGAAAUGUGAGCUAUACUGGAUACAGAUAGCCUCAUGAUCGCUUUUAUGAUAAGUUGUCUGAUGUGUUCACAUAAUUUUUUGGGUAGGAACUGUUUUCUCUUGGAUAUAAUAGCUAACUUUAUAUAUAGCAUAAACUGCCUUAAGUCUUUUUAGUAGGGAAUACAUUAUAUAAUGUGUAUGUAUGGAUUUAUAUAUACAUAUACACUCAUAAAAAUCUUAACGAUAGGGCUGGUUUGCACACAUUUGAACAGUAUUCAAUGAUUUUAUUGUUUAGAUCUCAGUAAAAAAUUCCUAAGUUGCUUGCAGACUUCCUUUCAUGGACAGACCAUCAGGGUAAAUUUUUUAUUCUGCUAGCGUCCUAAUUUCGUGGUUCUGUUAGUAUGCCAUUUUUAGGCAGCUUGACAAUUAAGAAUUAGAACUGAAACUGACAUCAAAAAGAAGCUCUGCGUGGUCUCUGUGGAAGGUACUGACUUAAAAUUACAUUAAAAAACUUUCUUAAUAAUAAUGUUAGGUUGUGUGCCCCCCGCCCCUACGCUUUUUUCCCCCUGGCAUAAGACUGCUGCUUUAGAUAACCUGGGAAGUACCACUACCAAGUCCAGUUUUCCUGUACUUAAGGAUAGCCUAAAGAUGACUUUCUUAGCUGUGCUCAACAGAAAUGAAUUUUCCAAAAUUCUUUGGGUCAUUUCUGAUUUACAGAGGAUCUGACCAGAGUGUAUUAUUAGCCUGAGUUAACUUCAGUGUCAGUUGGUUCGCUGCCAUGAGAUCCAUAAGAGACCCAGAUUUUCACCGUUGGUUGAGAUGUAAGGGCCCUUUGAAAGAAUAAUGCCGCUGAAGAGGAAGUGAGUAUUCAUUAACUGCACACAAAGAACUUUUAGAUUUUUCUCCCCCCACUCCUGAUUAUAUUCUUCUACCCUCUUUUAAAAAAACAAAACAAAAAACCUCUUAACUGUCCCCAGAAUUUCCAGUCUGCUCUUUUACAAGGUUGGGGGUGGGUGGGUGGGGUGGUGGGAAGGGUGUUACUUUCUCUUCUGAUUAAAGAUGCUUAUUUAUUGAACCGUGAAAUUCAUAAUAUAUUGAUUUAAGGACAGAAGUGAAGUUUUAGAAUUGUAAAAAUACUUAACUAUUAUAUAUUUUUCAUUUCACACUUGACUGUUUUUUUUCUCCCUGUGGCUUUAAAGUUUUUGGCUGUUUUUCAGUGUUAGUCUCUAGGUAAUUUGCUGUAUUUCUGGUUCUGUAUUAAGUCCUACCGUUUACACGGCUGUGGCAUAAAGUUGGUUCUCAGCAUAGAAGUCUUCCUAAAGUCUUUUUCUUCCAAAGAGAUUUUCCUUUCUCAAUAAUUCCUAAGAUGAUACUUGUUUGUCACUUUCUUUAUUCACAUUCUUGGAUUGUUCAAACAAAAAAAAAUUGUUGGUGAAAAAGAUUAGGGUCCUUUUCUGAUGAAUGUAUGUACCUGCAUUAAGAAUGUAGUCAUUUGUCAGUUUUAUGUAACUAGUAUAUACACAGAUUAAAUCAGGAGAAAGAAUUAUCUCUUACAUAGCAUGUAGGUCACAUGCAUGGAUUUUACAUUUUUUAAAAAUGCCCUAUUUUUUUGGCAAACUGUAGAACCCAAAAUGGUCAUUUCUUAGACCAGCUUUACCUCAGGCUUCAUUUUUGCUGUUUUGACCUUGGGCCUUUAAGGCAUAAAUAUUUAUAUCUUUUUAUUACUGAUAGUGAAACUGUGACACUAACCAUUUCUGUAAUACAAGACGGCAAAACAAGAAAAACUAUAAAGAUUAAGAUGAAAGCAAUUGUGCAGUUGUUGAGCUUGAUCAUAGCGUUGUAGGCAAAAUAAAAAUGUGCAUAUCUGAGAAUAUUUUUUUUUGCCGUCUCUCCCCAAGGCCAGACCUUCUGGUAGAGCACAGUUAAAAGUAACAUAAUUCUGGGCCUUUAUAAUCUGAGGGAAAUGGCUCCAGUUGGCAGUCUUCUUGUUAACAUAUGAAGCCCGAAUGUGGGAAAUAGUUGGCAAAGAGUAUUUUCACCUAAAAAAAAGAAUAUGAAAAGAUAUAAAACUGGAUUAUUCAUUUCACUCUGAAAAAUCUCAAAAAGAUACAGUAAAGUACUAUAUAACUGGAUAAAACCUGAAGAACCUAUAGAGGAUUUAUGUGAAAACAGGCUUCGAGGAUGAACUGUUACAUGCUCACCAGUUUCUUUAGGUUUGAUCAACCUGUUCUUAAAGUAAGGUAUUUGUGGAUUUCUAGGAACUAGCGAUUAGCAGGUGUCCUAAAAAGAUUUUUGAGCUGAUUCCCUCAUAAGUAGCCCUAUAUGCUCUUGAAGAUUCUUACCCUUCCUCUAGUGAUCCUAAGGGAGGAAUGAGUAGUGCUGUUAGGGUGGCAACCUGCCCUGGCAUGCCUGGGACUGAGGUGAUCCCCUUGGACGCAAAACUUCGUGAGUGCUAAGCCCAGGAAAGCCCAGGCCCACACAGCAAGGAGGGGCUGAUAGCCCUGGCUGUUGCUGUGACUUAACCUCACCUUAAACACUGUACUAGUUUCAGUUAAGUUCACCUGCCUUAUGGCACAUGUCCUCCGGUCACUUAUUACUGUGGAUGGGAUGUGAGAUUUAUGACAAAUAAUAGCUAAUGGCACCAACGUGCUCUUGGUAGUGAGACUAACAGUAAUCCAGGGAAGAUACCAGUGGUUGAAUGAAAGAGAAGAGGCAACUAGACAGUGAAGUUCUUCAGAACCUGUGUGUAUAUGUAAGUACAGAUCAUGUCUUUAUGGGGUUAAAUUAUUAUAUCUGAAAUUUAAAUUCUCAUGGUGAAAGAAAACUGAGGAGCAUGGAUUUUUUCUCUCGAGGAAAGAUACGGCCUUUGAUGCUCUAUCUUCUGCAUUCCCCAGACUGUCCUGCUCAAGAAGCCAGAAUGUGGCAUUAUUAUGUUUAUUCUCAGUGAAUGUCGUAUUGCGAUUACUAAAUGCAUCAGCCAAUGGCAGAUCAAGGAACUAGUGUCCUGAUCCACACUGAGCAGCACCCUCAGUUCUGAUAGCCUCCUGGCCCUCAGGUGCUUACCAGCUACGACACCGACCACGGGAGGCAAGACUCCUCUAAGAUGGCGUUGGUUUUGUAAUGCAAUAUGAAGGGUGCAGAGUCUGUUCUUGUUCCCCUGUGGCAGUCUGCAGACUGCAUCCUCUCUGUGCACUGUGAUGUAGACGGUAGAUGUGUUCUUUGUAAGCUUUAAUCCUAUGAUUGUCAGAAGUAUGAUGUUCCAUUUUUUUAAAAUUAAACAAUGAGCUGAGGCUUUAUUUCAGCUGGUUUUCAAGUUAAAGUUGUGAAAUACUGAUUUCCUUCCCUCCACCCACACCAAAUACUUUAGUCUAUUUCAAGUACAAAAAAAAAUAGUUCUACUUAAGAAAACACUGCUUAAAUGUCCUGUGAUUUCUGGUCCAAUUUUAUAUAUUUGUGUGUGUCUGUAUGUGGUUUCACUUUUUAUCUUGUUGGCUCUCUACCUGUGUUAACAGUACUGUCACCAUUGAAAGGUGAACAUUUUUCCUAGCAUUAAAAAAAAGCCAUUUGAGUUGUU